AUGGGUCAUAUCAACCCACAGCAAGACCGAGUGGACAGAACGGACGCCAUAGAAAAUUGCUCCCGGGACCUCUGGGGGCUUGAGAAUGGCAGCCAUUUUGUGAAAGAGUCAGAAAGCAUAACGCUUAGUCACAUAUCACUUUUCCCCAAACCACCACCACCGUUUGCUCGUAGUGCACGGUGCUUAGCCCAAACCCGGUUCUGUAAACGAGCGCUCCUGGGGGCUCCUACUUUUGGCCCUGAUCUCAGCGUCCGGCUCAUCUGUCCCGAAUGUCGAGAUCCAAAUCCAGAAAUUGCGGAGGAGUUUGGUAGUGGAGACCUCGUUUGCAGAAACUGUGGUUUGGUGCUGGGUGACCGGAUUGUUGAUACGCGGAGCGAGUGGCGGACUUUUGCCAACGAUGAAGGCGACGAUCCAUCUCGUGUUGGUGCAGCUUCCGACCCUUUACUUGAAGGUCGAGAACAACUCGACACCAUUGUUAGCUUUCGCGACGGUGGCUCUGGACUUGCCCGUGAACUACAGCGUGCAGCAUCGCGAGCCCAAAGUUCUCGCUCUGAACGCAAUCUUCUCACUGCAUUUCGCGACAUUUCCAACUGGUGUGACCAGUUUUCCCUCCCAAAAACCAUCAGCGAUAUCGCCAAACAGCUAUACAAACGCUCGGACGAAGAAAAACUCCUCCGUGGCAAGCCUCUCGAUGCUGUCAUUGCCGCCUGCAUCUUCAUUGCCUGCCGACAAGCUCACGUGCCACGAACGUUUCGCGAGAUUUGCAACCUCACGCACGUCUCUAAGAAGCUGCUUGGUCAGUGCUACAAAGCACUUGAGCAAGCCUUCAACCUUACGCCGGGCGCCUCAGCAACAGCGUCGACCCCAGGCGUGACCACGGGUCCAGAAAAGAUGCUGGCUCGUUAUUGUAACCACCUUGACCUUCCGGCAAAUGUCCAGUCUAUUUGCGCCGAUAUCAUUGUCACAGCUCGAGAACUGGGAAUCGCGGAUGGACGGAGUCCUGUCUCAAUUGCGGGUGGAGCCAUAUAUUUCACUUGUAAUCUUCUUGGGGCGAGCAAGCCGUUGAAGGACAUCAGUCUCGUGGCUGGCGUGAGCGAGGGAACGAUCAAGCUGGUUUAUCGGUUGUACUUCUUGGACAAGGAGAAGCUUGUCAAGCAGGAAUGGAUUGACGCAGGCAAAGCAGAUUUGAGUCGGCUUCCUGGGCCUACGGUGUCGUGA
This is a messenger RNA of Mycena indigotica, 1218 nucleotides long. RefSeq names its product Cyclin-like protein. Gene Ontology annotation, molecular function: RNA polymerase II general transcription initiation factor activity; TBP-class protein binding. The transcript has 5 exons. Gene Ontology annotation, biological process: transcription initiation at RNA polymerase II promoter; transcription preinitiation complex assembly. Bases 1 to 1218 code for a protein of 405 amino acids. Gene Ontology annotation, cellular component: transcription preinitiation complex; nucleus. The record is from RefSeq and is a predicted model, not a curated record. Lineage: Eukaryota; Fungi; Basidiomycota; Agaricomycetes; Agaricales; Mycenaceae.